GAAACCAUGGACAAAGUUGUUCUCUUCCUGUCGCUCGGGAUGCUGGCCGCCGUCUCCUCCCAGCCGAUGACGGACAGCCAGCGAGUGUUCGCCAUCGCCGUGAGUCGAGUGCAACACCUCCACCUGCUCGCCCAGAGACUCUUUUCGGACUUUGAGGGUUCCCUGCAAAUGGAAGAUCAGCGUCAGCUCAACAAAAUCUUCCUCCAGGAUUUCUGCAACUCCGAUUACAUCAUCAGUCCCCUCGACAAGCACGAAACGCAACGAAGCUCGGUUCUGAAGCUGUUGUCCAUCUCCUAUCGUCUGGUGGAAUCAUGGGAAUUUCCCAGCCGAUCCCUCUCUGGCGGUUCUGCUCCAAGAAAUCAGGUUUCUUCAAAACUGUCUGAGCUGAAGAUGGGAAUCCUCUUGCUGAUUCGGGACAAUCAGGAAGGAGCUGAGAUGUUUUCUGAUAGCUCCGCCCCCCAACUGGCGCCCUACGGGAACUAUUAUGAAAGUGUCACGGAUGACGAGUCCUUGGGACGAAUGUAUGAACUGCUGGCGUGCUUCAAGAAGGACAUGCACAAGGUGGAGACGUACCUGACAGUUGCCAAAUGUCGACUCUCACCAGAGGCCAACUGUACUCUGUAGACCUGCCUUCUCUCAGUUAGCAUCUUGUUGGCCUGUAUUGUGAAUUUGACAUGCAACUCAAGUCAUGCAGUGAAAUAAAAGUGUUUGUGCUCUUGCA
This is a messenger RNA of Syngnathus typhle (broad-nosed pipefish), 721 nucleotides long. RefSeq names its product growth hormone 1 (gene gh1). Gene Ontology annotation, cellular component: extracellular region. The transcript is spliced from 6 exons. NCBI's taxonomy places the organism in Eukaryota, Metazoa, Chordata, Actinopteri, Syngnathiformes, Syngnathidae. Gene Ontology annotation, biological process: positive regulation of growth; positive regulation of receptor signaling pathway via JAK-STAT; animal organ development. The record is from RefSeq and is a predicted model, not a curated record. Gene Ontology annotation, molecular function: growth hormone activity; growth hormone receptor binding. The coding region runs from base 7 to 624 and encodes 205 amino acids.